AUGGCUGGCAAUGACACCCUCAAGCUCGCCCUGCACCAGAACAAACAGUGGGCCCAAGCAACCGCCCGCGACCACCCCGACCUCUUCCCCACCCUCGCCGCCGGCCAAAAGCCCAAGAUCCUCUGGCUCGGCUGCUCCGACUCCCGCGUCCCCGAGACCACCGUCCUCGGCCUCAAGCCCGGCGACGUCUUCGUGCACCGCAACAUCGCCAACGUGCUGCCGCCGACCGACCUCAGCAGCCAGAGCGUCAUCGCCUACGCCCUCGCCCACGUCAAGGUGCAGCACGUCGUCGUGUGCGGCCACACGGGCUGCGGGGGCGUCAACGCCGCGCUGGGGAACCAGAAGCUGGGGCUCAUCGAUGCCUGGUUGAUGCCGUUGCGGAAGCUGCGCGCGGAGAACAGGGCCGCGUGGGAUGAGGCGGGGUUGGGUGAGAAGGAGAAGGCGUUGAAGCUGGUGGAGGCGAAUGUGAGGCAGGGGGUGCAGACCCUCAAGGAGAAUGCGGAGGUGAUUGAUGGGAUGCGGGAGAGGGGCGUUGAGGUGCAUGGGUUGGUCUAUGAUGUCGGCAGUGGGGAGUUGAGGGAGCUGGAGAUUGAGGAGGGAGAACAGGAGGGGAAGAAGAGGGAGGAGGCCUUUGGGACGAAGUGA
Letharia columbiana is the source of this 645-nucleotide messenger RNA. RefSeq lists its product as uncharacterized. Bases 1 to 645 code for a protein of 214 amino acids. The transcript has 2 exons. Gene Ontology annotation, cellular component: cytoplasm. Gene Ontology annotation, molecular function: carbonate dehydratase activity; zinc ion binding. The record is from RefSeq and is a predicted model, not a curated record. Gene Ontology annotation, biological process: cellular response to carbon dioxide; cellular response to oxidative stress. Lineage: Eukaryota; Fungi; Ascomycota; Lecanoromycetes; Lecanorales; Parmeliaceae.